AUGGAACUGCUUGCUGCCGGCUUCAAUGCCUGGCGCCAGCUGCAGUUCGACGGCGGCGAGGACGCAUCCGCCGAGCCAACCGAUCUAACGUCUUUUCAACCCAUCCUGACGGACAGGAGCAUCGAACGCCCACGUCCCCUCCUAUCCUGCACUUUCGCUCGGACUGCCUCGGCCGUGCGACAAGCGGGCUUUGUCGAAGACACCCCGAGGUGCAUCAUCAACGAGCUUCUCUCCUCCGUAGCAGCUAUUUCCGGCAAUGGCCUAGUAGCUGAGUACGAUGGCCGCGAUGCUGUUCGCCAAUAUCCCUCGGCGCCUGGCGCGCGCUUGCAGGACCAGCAAACAUUCCCCGCAAUAGGUCGAAUAAUCCAGCUGGCGGCGUACGAGACGGGCUUUGCAGCCUUGUCGCAGGACGGCCGCGUCUGGACCUGGGGAGAUGAGCGCUACGGUGCCUGUCUCGGGCGGCCGAUAACGCCUUCGAGCCCGGCGGAGAAACCCGGCCCCGUAGAGGAGCUCGAGGACUUGCCGACCGGUAGAAUAAUAAGGAUCGGCGCGGCGGGAUAUCUACUCCUGGCCUUGACCGAAGGGCAUGACCUCUACGCUUGGGGCGGCUAUCCGGGUCGGCGGGGGCUCAUCGAUGAUUUAUCAAGUAGCCCUGCGCCUGUCGUGGUGGAGGAAUGCGACAUAACGGAUUGCGGAGUCGGGGAAUCGCACAUAAUCGUGCUUAGCUCGGAGGGAGACGUAUAUGUCACUGGUAACAAUACUAAUGGUCAGCUCGGAUUGCCUGCUAGUGAGGCGUCGUUAUUGUCGUCGUCGCCGUCGUCGUGGACGAAAGUACCCUUGGUUCUAGGGGAAGGGCAAGUUGUUGUUGGUGUAGAAGCGGGGCAUCGCACUUCGUUCAUCCUAACCAAGCAUCAAUCCCGUGAAUGA
Messenger RNA from Durotheca rogersii, 927 nucleotides. Its product is annotated as RCC1/BLIP-II. Gene Ontology annotation, molecular function: guanyl-nucleotide exchange factor activity. The transcript has 4 exons. The record is from RefSeq and is a predicted model, not a curated record. The coding region runs from base 1 to 927 and encodes 308 amino acids. NCBI's taxonomy places the organism in Eukaryota, Fungi, Ascomycota, Sordariomycetes, Xylariales, Xylariaceae. Gene Ontology annotation, cellular component: cytoplasm.